This is a messenger RNA of Dentiscutata heterogama, 1479 nucleotides long. The record is from the annotation of a GenBank genome assembly. NCBI's taxonomy places the organism in Eukaryota, Fungi, Glomeromycota, Glomeromycetes, Diversisporales, Gigasporaceae.
AUGCCUCCUUUACAGCAAAACCAGAAAGUUGAGAAACGACAAGCUCGCAGGCAAGAUCCUAUUCAAAAAAACUCUUCGAGGAGAACACAAAAUAAACAAGAGCAACCUGUACACUCACACAUGGGUACAGAACGACCUCCUCCUUAUUCAACACUGUCAGAACAACCUCCCCUUUCACAUAUGGAGAUUCAACUACCUUAUUCAACGUUACCUACCCAUGUCGUUAUGACCGCUGAUCAACGAUCUCAGUCUGAUAUCGCUUGGUAUAGCUCUGGUCCUACUGAGUUAAUGAAGCAAACGGAUCCUCGACCGUCUUGGUCGAGUCAAAAUCCUCAUUAUAAUAUACGAUAUGAUUGGCCACAGCAUUCGAUGCAUUCACAAUCUACAUGGCUUCAUCGUCCUUCUAGAUAUUUAAACAUUCAAAAUAAUGAUUGGCGUCCACGUUCGCAAAAUGAUGAUAAGGCUUCUCCGUGGCCAGUUGAUAAUUGGGAAUUACGUCCAUCUAAUGUCCCUGCUAAUAAUCAAUCUAACAAAUCAGAUCUCGUCUCUUCAUCUAAGAGUAAAGAUUGGAAAAGUGAGGAUAGGUCAUCUCCUUGGGGACAGGCUGAAAAUUGGGAAUUGAGAUCAUCUAAUGUCUCCAGUUCUAUUCAAUCGGAUUUAUCUACUCAUCAAAAUAACGAUUGGAGGCCGCAUUCACAAAAUGUUAAUAGGUCUUCUCAUUGGCAACCUGUAAAAAACUGGGAAUUACAACCACCACCUAAUAUCUCUGGUCCUCCAUUAUCAGAUAUGAUCGUACCAUUUCAAAAUAAGGAUUGGCAAUCACAUCCGCAAAAUGUUAAUGGUUCUUCUCCGUGGCAACAGGUCAAAACCAUGCAAUUUCAACAACCGUCAAAUCUAAAUUUAGUUCAAGGUGACGAUUGGCGUUCAUAUUCACCAAAUGAUGAUAUACCCUCCCCCUGGAAACCAGCCGAAGGCCUGGAAGUAAGAUCAUUAAAUGUUACUGGUUCUAUUCAAUCUAAACAAUCCGAUAUUGUUACACCUUCUAAAAGAAAGUCUGGUCAGAAAAGUGUUUCAAAAAUAGUAAAAAAGCCUAAUAUCCGAAAAGAGUUAAAUAUUUUAAAAUUCCCAAAAACAUCUGUUUCGAAAAAGCCUAAUGCAGAUGAUACUUCCCAUGGAGGUGAUGAUAAAACUAAUGGUGAUAAUAUACAGGUAUUCCUUUCUGUUGAAGAACAAGUUUUUACAUCUAGUGGAACCUUGACAGCUUCUGAUGAUACGUCAUCUUCGAGUUUUUCUGUUUCUGAUCAAACUGAAUCUGAGUUGGUAAUGCAACCAAAAAAGGACGAUUCAUCUAAUGAUAAUUCUUUGUCAAUGUUGACUCCUCCUUUAUCACAAACCGAUGGAAAGCAACCCGAUUUUAUAGUAUCACAAACAGAAGAGUCUUUACAAAAUGAUUUAGAUAUGUUGCUAAAGAAGAAAUAG